Phaedon cochleariae (mustard beetle) is the source of this 1957-nucleotide messenger RNA. Lineage: Eukaryota; Metazoa; Arthropoda; Insecta; Coleoptera; Chrysomelidae. The record is from the annotation of a GenBank genome assembly.
GAUAUGACAUUCGUUGCGUUUUGAUUGGUUCAAAAGUUUCUGUCAAAAAUUUCCUUUUUCUGUCAACAAUAUUUUUCGGUAAAGGCAAAAGUAGAAUUUUUACUUGAAAAAAAUCAAAAAGUCCAUCAAGAGGGAUACAUAAAGCAUUUAUGUGGUAGCAGACUCCACAAUGAAAAUAAGGAUAAGUUGCCUAUUUCUGUGUCUUCUAGUUUCUACUGCACACUCUAAUGAAGAUGUAGAUGACGAAGCAUAUGUGGAAACGGUCGAACAGCCAGUCAUCGAUGUUCAAUAUCAAAGUCCCACGAUUGCCGACACAAGAAAAGUCUACCUAGCCGAACAUUUUGAUGAUCCUGUUCAAGUUCAAAAGCGCUGGAUCAAAUCACAGGCCAAAAAGGAGGGCAUCGAGGAAGACAUCGCCAAAUACGACGGCGAGUGGGAGGUGGAGCAGGCGGGGCGGGACGCUUUGCGGGGAGACAGCGGGCUGGUGUUGAAGUCUAAGGCGAAACAUGCCGCCAUCGCCGCCGCCUUGGACAGGCCGUUCGUGUUCAAGGACAAGCCGUUGGUGGUGCAGUACGAGGUGCUGUUGCAGGACGGCCAAGAAUGCGGUGGCGCGUACCUGAAAUUGCUGAGCGACUCGCCCCCUGCGUCCCGCAACCUCGCCCUCUUCCACGACAAAACGCCCUACACGAUCAUGUUCGGGCCGGACAAGUGCGGCAACGAUCACAAGUUGCACUUCAUCUUCCGCCAUAGGAAUCCGGUGAACGGCACUGUCGAAGAGAAGCACUGCCAGAAGCCGAAGGAGCGCCUCGAAGAGUACUUCUCGGACAAGUUGCCGCAUCUGUACACGCUGAUCUUGCGGCCGGAUAAUACGUUCGAGGUGAUGGUGGAUAGAAAAACGGUGAAUUCGGGUAGUUUGUUGGAGGAUUUCGUGCCGCCCGUGAAUCCGCCAAAGGAAAUUGAUGAUGCGGAAGAUAAGAAACCUGAAGAUUGGGAUGAACGGGAGAAGAUCCCGGACCCGGCGGCUUCCAAACCAUCGGAUUGGGACGAAGAUGCGCCGCCCCAAAUAGUGGACGAGAGCGCCGUGAAGCCGGACGGAUGGCUGGACGACGAACCCACCCAUCUGCCCGAUGCGGAUGCUGUCAAACCGGCCGACUGGGACUCAGAGAUGGACGGCGAAUGGGAGCCUCCUCUGGUGGAGAACCCCCUCUGCGCCGACGCUGUCGGUUGCGGGCCGUGGGAGCCGCCCCUCAUCAACAAUCCCGCCUUCAAGGGCAAGUGGCGCCCUCCGAUGAUCGACAAUCCCAACUACAAGGGCAAAUGGCGGCCGAGGAAGAUCCCGAAUCCGGAUUAUUUCGAGGACAAGGCACCGUUCAAGAUGGCCACUGUGAGUGCUGUUGGUUUCGAGUUGUGGUCCAUGUCCCAGGAUAUUCUCUUUGACAAUAUCAUCAUCACCGAAGAAAUCGCCAUUGCCGAAAUGUGGGCAGCCGAUACGUUCGAUAAGAAACGGCAAAAGAUUGCCAAAGAUUCGGAGAGCGUCGUACAGAGAUUAGCAAACUUGACCAAUGACUAUCCAGCCCUGUGGGGGGUGUACAUACUUGUCCUUGCUAUACCCGUAGUGUUUCUGUUAUACCUUUGCUGCAAGCCCAGUUCCUCUGCUAGUCAAAUACAGGAGAAGGAGGAACUGCAAGAGGCGGCCGAAAAGAAAAAGACUGAUGAAAUGACUGAAGACGUGGAUGAAGAAACCAACGAAGAAAUCGAAGCAGAAGUAGAAACUGAAGCGAACGACGAAGAUCAAGAAAAGAAUUCAGAACCGGAUUCUGAGGAAGAUAAUGAGAAUGUAGAGCUUGGCAUGCCGAUGCUCUGCUUACUGAGCCAACCAGUUGCUUACGAGACGAAGUAUGAUGAAGUCAUUCAGUCGGCGCCGCAUAACGCCAGUCGCAUCUACUGCCCACUAUAA